UACUGCGCCACCAGGGAAGCCCCUAAACCUUUGUUAUUUUUGAAAUAUUUUAAUUGGUAACAUAAACUGUUACUCCAUACUUUUUUUUUUAAACUUUUUGGUGCUUUAUGGAUAUCAAGCUUUUACACUUUCUUCAGUUAAUAUCUGAAAUUUUAUUGGAAUGAAUAUAAAAGUGGAGUGAGCAUAAUCUAAAUAUAAUUUUUAGGGGGUUGGUAAAGUAUGCCCUGUGGGUCAAAGCCACCUAUUUCCAUGAUAAAUUUCUAGUGGAAUACAGGCACACUUAUUCUUUUACAUAUUGUCUAUGGCUGCUCUCAUGUUCAUUAUCUUUCCCCUUUAAGAAAAAGUUUGCCCAUCCCUCAUUUAGAGGAAAAAUGAUUCUAUCUUUAUUUCCUUGCUAAUCAUUGACAUAAAUUCUAUAUAUUUAUCAUAUGCCAUAGAUAAGUGAAUUUGCGUGCCUACCGCGUGUCAAGCACUAUGCUGGGGAUAUAAAGACAAAACUUUGUGUUUACUGUUUAACAAUAGCUCCAAGACGGUUAAUAAAAAAAAAUUCUGGGAAGCCCCUAAAGGUAUACCUAAGAACAAAUACAGGUUUUAUACUGAGGUGACACAAUUCAUUGGUGACACUUUGACUUGGGGAAAAUGUGGGUUUUUCUUAACCUUAAUCAUGCUAUUAUUGUAGUAUAAAAUUGAGUCAGUGGUGCUCAUAAUUAGGUCCAAAGUAAAGUUUUCAAAAAAUUACCCAUAAAAUUUAUGGAAAAACAUAUCUGAAAUUUCCACUUCGUUUUGCCAAAUAAGCCUGGGGCUGAGGUUGUUCAUCCAAAAUCCCAUUAACUCAUUAACUAGUAACUCCGGGUUCUUGUUUAUGAUGUUUGCGAGGAUGUCCCUUGAAGAACAUCUCUUGCGUGUCUCUGUGGUCCCCAAGGCCUCCUGAAAUGAUGAGAGCACAGCCACAAAUAUGGUGAUUUAAUUCAAUAAAUGUUUAUUGAGGGCCUACCAUAUGCAAAGCAAUCUGCUGGUCCAGUGGGGGCUAAAAGGCUGUAUGAGAGGGGGCUCCUGCCUUUCAGAAAUUCAAAAUUUCCCAAGCUGGGGGAUGGCUAAUCAGAGCAUUCCAUAACCUUUGGAGAAGUGUCUUGAGUGUUGAAAAAGUUACCAAUGUCCUGCUGUCCCGCCAGCUCCUGAUCUGUUUUUACCCCAGUUCAUUUCAUAUAUCAAGCUAUUUAUGGCUUUGUUUUGUUUGCUUUUUGUUUUUGCCUGCACCGUGCGGGAUGCGGGAUCUUAUCAAUAGUUUCCUGACCAGGGAUCGAACUCGUGCUCCCUGCAGUGGAAGCGUGGAGUCUUAACCACUGGACCGCCAUGGGAGUCCCACUAUUUUUGGAUCAGGAUCAUUAAACACUGGUCUUCACAAAUCUGGCUUAAAUGUAUGUAGGAAGACCCAAAGGGAAGUAUAUAAAUUGUAUUUUCUUAAAGAGUGUACAAAGAUCACAACAUUUGUGAGCUAGAAGGAGAAGCCUUAGAGACCAUUUGAGACCUAAACUUAUGCAAGGUUCUCAAGGUUGCAUCCUUUGGAAGAGGCCGUGACCCCGCCUCCUUCCUCCCCUCCUCUCCCAUAGUGCACACAGCUCCCAGUUUCUUGGUGUCAGUUUUCAGCAGCUGGAAAAGAGAGAUAAUAGCCACCAUGCAGAGUUGCCAGCUUUAGUAAUUCUAGUUCCUGGAAUCAAGGACAGGAAGCCUUUUAGUUAUUUGCACACCCUAACUUUGCUAGCUUCUAGUGAAUAAAUCAUUUAACUGCCAGCUAAUUACAGUAUUGGAAAGUUUACAUCAUUCAUCUUUUUAUGGAACCUCUUGAUGGACGAUUCUGGAGAUUAAAACUCUUGACAAUUUCCAUGAUCUAAAAAAGGAAAGCUGACCUAGAGAAAUAUGGGACAAAAGAUCAGCAUUUCAGAAGUCUCAAGCAGCAAUGGGAUCUUACACAGUAGCCUAUUUAAAGUGGUGCUGAUUUGAACACUUAGAUUAAGUUCCUGGAAAAAGACAGAAAUGUGACUUUUGUCAGAAGCAGUGCCAUUUUAUUGAAUGAAUGAUAAUUUUGCACUUUCUAAGUACCAUGCACUUGCUUCCAGGUAACAACCCUAUGAGGCAGGUACUAUUGUUAUGCCGCUUUACAGAUGAAGAAACUGAAGAAAGUGAGGCAUAGGGAAAAAGUGUCCAAGGUCCUGACAGCUGGUCAGUAGUUGAGCCAGGAACGAAACACGUCCAUCCCUCGACCUGCCAGUUGACACCAGCUGAAGCCGGUCGUUUUCGUGCAAUGCCUCGAAGCCCCGUUCCAGAGGCCGGCGGCGGUGGGGCUCGGCGCGUUUCCUCCAGGCAGGGACUCGGAGUUGGCCCCGGGGAGCCGGACGCCGCCAUUCCCGGCCCCGGGGGAGGUGGACGGAGCAGCGCUCCCCGUCCCCGCCCUCCAGGGGGACUGGCUCCGGAAACGAGCGCGGCCUGGAACCCCCUGGAACCUGGACGGCAGGGUGCUGCGGGUGUGAUUGGCAGGACAUGUAUUCCUCUGAGAAACGUUGGACAGCAGAUUUGGGUGUAGUGCCUGAUCGGGACCACGUACAAAGACAUCUCCAGUCAUGGUUUGUUGCAGAAUGUGUGAGGGACCACCUAACACUCUUGGUGUGCUUGCAAACUAUAAAGCAGUAAUGGAAUCUUGGAAGAGAUAAGUUUACUCUAUGAGGACUGAAGCUGUUGUUAAUUCCCAAAGCCAGACUGGUUAUCUAACAAAGGAUUCAAACCAGGAUGUAGCAAUCAAACUUGCCCAGGAGCGAGCUGAAAUAGUUGCUAAAUAUGACAGAGGACGAGAAGGUGCAGAGAUUGAACCUUGGGAAGAUGCUGAUUACCUUGUUUACAAAGUCACGGAUAGAUUUGGCUUCUUACAUGAAGAGGAGCUCCCAUAUCAUAAUGCAGCUAUGGAACGGCAAAAGCACCUGGAAAUUGAAAGAACUACUAAAUGGUUGAAAAUGCUAAAAGGAUGGGAAAAAUACAAGAACACUGAAAAGUUUCAUAGGAGAAUUUACAAAGGAAUCCCACUCCAGCUCAGAGGGGAAGUCUGGGCCCUCCUCCUGGAGAUCCCGAAAAUGAAGGAAGAAACCAGAGACCUAUAUAGUAAAUUAAAACACAGAGCACGGGGUUGUUCACCUGAUAUCAGACAAAUAGACCUUGAUGUCAACCGCACCUUUAGGGACCAUAUCAUGUUUAGAGACAGAUAUGGUGUGAAGCAGCAAUCCCUGUUCCACGUUCUUGCUGCAUAUUCUAUCUACAAUACGGAAGUUGGAUACUGUCAGGGGAUGAGCCAGAUCACAGCCUUACUCCUCAUGUAUAUGAAUGAAGAAGACGCCUUCUGGGCCCUGGUCAAACUGUUCUCGGGCCCCAAACAUGCUAUGCAUGGAUUUUUUGUCCAUGGUUUUCCCAAACUCUUGAGGUUUCAAGAACAUCAUGAAAAAAUACUGAAUAAAUUUUUGUCCAAGCUUAAGCAGCACUUGGAUUCUCAAGAAAUCUACACAAGUUUUUACACAAUGAAAUGGUUUUUUCAAUGUUUCCUUGAUCGGACUCCCUUUACACUAAACCUCAGAAUAUGGGACAUCUAUAUCUUUGAAGGAGAACGAAUUCUUACUGCUAUGUCUUACACAAUCUUAAAAUUACACAGAAAACAUCUUAUGAAAUUGUCUAUGGAAGAACUUGUGGAAUUUCUUCAGGAGACCUUGGCAAAGGAUUUUUUCUUCGAAGACGACUUUGUAAUAGAGCAGCUCCAGAUUUCUAUGGUAGAACUAAAGCGGGCAAAGUUAGACCUUCCAGAACCUGGUAAAGAGGAUGAAUUUCCAAAGAAACCUUUGGGACAACUUCCCCCUGAAUCUCAAUCAGCUGGCGUCAGUCACCUGAGCAACGGACAGAGAAGUGUGGGCAGGUCCAGUCCGCAUCUGGACGGCAGGAGAGAGACCGGCUCGUCACCUUACAAAGCCCACGAGCAUUCCCCUCCCCAUCAAAGUAGAACAGGUACCCCCGAGAGGGCGCGGCAGCUGCGGCGGAAGUCGGUGGACGAGGAGAGUAAAAAGCUUAAAGAUGAGGUGGAUUUUCAAAGGAGACUUCCAUCGGGUCCACAGGACAAUUCCAGGCAGUAUAACCACGCAGCCGCUAACCAGAAUAGCAACGCCACUUCACACAUCAGGAAGGAGUUUGUGCCCAAAUGGAAUAAGCCGUCAGAUAUCUCAGCUAUUGAGAAAACUGCCAAGUAUGCCAUUGAAGGCCGAAGUCGGGCUGCACACCCCACGCCGAGAGUCACCGUCCCCGGUUCCGCUGAUCCAUGGGCCCCCAGCGUCAGGCAGAAGGUGAAGGUGCUGGAUGCGGACGAAGGGAAGCGUGGCUCCACAGCCUCGCAGUAUGACAACGUACCUGGGGAUGGAGCCAGCGCGGCCCUGGAGCAGGCGCUGGAGAGGGCGCACUCCCAGAGCCCCAGGGGCGCGGCCUACCCUCACAGCCCAAGGAGGCACGCUGAGCCCAGCUCCAGUCCAUCCAGAGCCCCGAACACGUUUACAUUUAAAUUACAGCCUCCGAGUUAUGCAAAAUAUCCAUCCCAGUUAGACGGGGAGGAUCGAGGGGCAGCACACCCCCCAUCUUACAGUGACCCCCCCACUUACCAGGGCAGUUCUCCAAAGCGCAUCCCUGCUGCUAACAGCAGCUUUGUGUCUCCACCGUUUCCCCACGGGACACCAGUGAAUCCUUCCCGGAGACCUUACGGUUCUACUCUUUCGACUGAUGUUUCUCCGGAGAAAUCUUACAGCCGCGCAACUCCUCUGGUCCAGCCGUCCAGUCGAAUAGAAGUUCUCCCUGUUGAUAUUGGUGCUGCGGGAUAUUCGGGCAAUUCAGGGUCACCAAAGAAUGGGAAAUUCCUCCUUCCUCCAGUGGAAUGUUUGCCAGAUAAUAACGGAAAAUGGUCGGAAGUUGGUUACACAUUGAGACCGGAGAUGCACGGACAGUCGUGGACUCGUGAUGCCAACCGUAGCCACUUAAGCAAUUUACCCAAAUACCCCACCUUUCAACACAUCCCCUAUCAGGACCACACCCUCCCUGCAGUUUCAGUAGAUAGUCCGGUGCGGUAUCGAACUUCCCCAGCUCUGGAAGAUGCCAGUUCAUCUGGGUAUCAGUAUUCAGGGCCCUCACCUCCAGUAUAUCACUACAGGAAUCGGGAUGGACUCUCUAUCCAGGAAUCAGUAUUGCUGUGAGAAUUGAUCUGUACUUGCUGCAGACGAGAGAAUAGAAACCAUAUGAAACCUACAUUGCUAUGUUGAUAAUUGCCAAAGCAGUAUUUUAUACAGUUGUGAACAACUCGCACAAUUCUCGUGUAUGUCGGUAAUAAGAAUAUAUGGAAGUGAUUUCAUCCCCACCUAGAUGCUGCUUAAGAUGAGCUUUUAACUUGCAUCAUCACUGAACCUGUUAAAAAGAAUUUAACCUGGAAACAUAGCAAUAGUAUUUAGGGAUGCACGCACAGUUUCAUUUAUAUCUUUCUCCAAAAUCUGAAUAUUUGUACUCUGUUAGUCCAUUCUAUUUUGAGUAAUGAUACAAAGCACUGAAAAACUGUAGAAUAGAUAUUUUUAAGGCUAUGUGUAGUGUACGUGUCUUUUAAUAGAUACUAUAUGCAUCUACACAUACACGUUUGAACACAGAACUAAAGAAAUGUUAAAAAAAAAACAACUACUUUUCAUCUAGAUCCAUGGAAUAAUUUAUUCUACUUCUUUGCCCUACCUUGUCUUUUGGUCAUGUUUUUUUUCCCCCUUAUAUUUUUAACGCAGGUCCUAAACUGACUUGAGGGUUUGCCCUGGCUUAAUUCAGCAUCUCACGGAAUGCUCAGCUUUCUCGUUCAAUUGCUCAUUCAGUUUUCAAUCUGAAGAUUAAAGACAUUGGAGAGAAAGGCUAACCACUUAAUGGUGCUUAAAAUCGGGGCAGUUUAAUUUUAUGACCAAAGGUGCAGCGCGCAAUGUAUCCGUGUUCACCAAGAGAUCAGCUUUCGUGCGUCUGUGCCCUUUUUUCUGGUCUGACCCUCGCAAAGCUCAGAGCAGAGUGUUCCUUGCCAGAUGCCCAGGAAGUACACACAGCCCUCCGGCGGAUGCCAGCAGGAGAAGCUGCAAGUUACCGAUCAUCAAGCACUCACACGGGGCAGCAGAACAAAUUCCUUUACAUUCAUUUGAAAGCAAGAUUAACAAUAUGGUUACUUCUUACUUCUGCCCCUUAAAUUACUGUGGAGUCUCCCCGCAAAGGGCCCCGGGGUGGCAUUUACAUGAUCUUUUCCUGGCCCUCUUCUUUAAAGAAUGUAGUCAGUGAAUAUUGCUGCUCGUAGGCCGUUAAAUUAUCGCUGUGUAAAAUUGUAAAAAAUGAUCCUAAUUAUUACUAGGAACCUCAGAUUUUGGUGGGUUUUUUGUUGUUUUUUUUUAAAUAGCGUGACUUUCAUACUUUCAAAAAUCUUUUUUUGUUGUUGUUUGUUUCAGUGAAAAAUUCAGGUUCAUGGUAACAAAUCAGCAAUGUCUUUCAAAAUCUUCUGUUACACUACAAUGACCAAAACACUGACCAAGUUUUGGGCACUCUAAGAAAGUAUGCCUUUGGGUUUCACUGGAGAGCUUGUUUUCAACAUUACUUUGAUCCUAUUUGAACAAUAGGGAAUAGAAAACCUAACAUUGAUGGUUCUUCUUGUUGCAAGUUGGGGCUUUAAGCUUUCAAGGUACAGAAGUAUGUCUUUUAAAAUGAGAGUAACAUUUGUUUAGCUAGUGAAUGUGACAAUAUUUUUAUGUAUAUAAUGAGCCUAAUAUAAUUUUAAUCAACUUGGUAAUGAUGUUAUUAAAUGGCAAAACAAAUGCAGUGUAUUAGCAGCCAAACACUGCGCGGAAACUCCGAUCCACCAGGCUCCUGGUUCAGAUCAUGUGGAAGCUUAGAAAUAAAUGUAUAUAAAAUUGUAGCUGGGGAUGUGAAUUCCAAUUUUAAACCAUGAUUCUGUGACUUGUAAUAAACCAAGCUGUACAAUUUAGUUUAUGAUAGCAGCAUCAGAGCUGUUCCAAAAUAUAUAUAUAUAUCAACAGUGGUAAAUACUGUAGAUUUAUAUAUAUAUACAUAUAUAUGCAAAAAAUAUAUGCACACACACUAUUUUCUUAUGUCACCUAUGACUUUUUUUAUCUGUAUACUUCUUUUGAUGUGAUUGUUUUUAACAUGCUAAAUAAGUAU
Aethalodelphis obliquidens (Pacific white-sided dolphin) is the source of this 7251-nucleotide messenger RNA. RefSeq names its product USP6 N-terminal like (gene USP6NL). The coding region runs from base 2718 to 5264 and encodes 848 amino acids. The transcript has 17 exons. Gene Ontology annotation, molecular function: GTPase activator activity; small GTPase binding. The record is from RefSeq and is a predicted model, not a curated record. Lineage: Eukaryota; Metazoa; Chordata; Mammalia; Artiodactyla; Delphinidae. Gene Ontology annotation, biological process: regulation of GTPase activity.